AUGAGAAAAAGAAGAAGUUUAGUAGCGCGAUUCGAUAUUUGGACAAGUGGUGAUUUGGAAAUCGACAAACUUAUUAGGUAUACACAGGUAAACUCGACCUAUCACGACUUUUGGGAGUGGAUCGAUUGGGACGAUAUAGAUCUUGUAGAAUACCAUGGUAGAGGGUUUUUUGGUGAAAUUUAUUCUGCGUUGUGGAUAUCAGGUCCUCUUACAAUGUGGGACCGGGAAUUAGAGUGUUAUAAUAGAAAUGGCCCAAUCAAAGUUGCCCUCAAAAGAAUUGAAAAUUCGAAAAAUCUCAGUCAAGAGUUUAUAAACAAAUUGUAUGAAUUUUAUCGAUGUAUAAAAAAUAAUUCUAUAGUCGAUUUUUUCGGUAUAACUCGUGACAAUACAUCUAAUUAUUGUUUGGUAUUAAAAUAUUAUGAAGAUGAAAAUAUCUAUAAAUUUCUUGACGAAUCAAAAGGAUUGCUGUGUUGGCGUGACAUUGUUGAAAUUUUGUGGCUAAUUGCUAGUGGAUUGAAAUGCAUACAUCGAGAGAAAUUGUGUCAUGGAAAUCUUCAUUGUGGAAAUAUAUUGAUUGAUAAUAGAGAUGAUCUUCUGGACGUAAGAAUCACGGAUGUUGAUAUCUGUGACAAUCCAAAUCCCAGUGAAACUAGUCGUCAAUUUGAUGAUGCUGAGGAUAAAAAAUUCAUGGAACUCGAAACAAAUGAUUUUUCCCAACCAACUAUUCACCCCCAAGCGAUUUAUUCUAGCAGGCCAUUGGAUUUCCCUGGAAUUCGUUCUACAUGA
This is a messenger RNA of Entrophospora candida, 786 nucleotides long. Lineage: Eukaryota; Fungi; Glomeromycota; Glomeromycetes; Entrophosporales; Entrophosporaceae. The record is from the annotation of a GenBank genome assembly.